GCGCGCGCAGCCUGGCCCGCGGUCCGUCCGUCCGUCCGUCCGUCGUCGUCUCCGGCUUUCUCCCGCCCCCUGCCCGCGUCUGCAGAGGUCGCGGGACGCGGGGGCCGAGCUCGCGGCCGCGGCGGCAGCGGGAGCGGCGGCUGCGGCUUCGCAGAGCCCCCGAGCCCCCAAGGGCGAGAGGAGCGCGUGGCGGAGCAAGGAGCCCGCGAGCGGUCGUGCGCCCGCCCAUAGGUGCGGGGCCCGGAGCCGCCCCGCCUGCGCGGCCCCGCCCCCCGCCCCCGCCGCCCCCCGCCCCCCGCGGCUGCCUCUGCCGCCCCGGCGCGCGCCCGGCACUCGGAGAGCCGCAGCGGCAGCGGCGGGAGCAGCAGCGCGGAGCCGGGCCGCCGACCGCAGCGGGAGCGCACGCCGGGGCGCGCCGCCCUCGCCGCCAUGGCCCGCGGGAAAGCCAAGGAGGAGGGCAGCUGGAAGAAAUUCAUCUGGAACUCGGAGAAGAAGGAGUUUCUGGGCAGAACCGGCGGCAGCUGGUUUAAGAUCCUUCUGUUCUACGUGAUAUUUUAUGGCUGCCUGGCUGGUAUCUUCAUCGGAACCAUCCAAGUGAUGCUGCUCACCAUCAGCGAAUUCCAGCCCACGUACCAGGACCGCGUGGCCCCCCCAGGAUUAACACAGAUUCCUCAGAUCCAAAAGACUGAAAUUUCCUUUCGCCCGAACGACCCCAAGAGCUAUGAGGCAUAUGUGCUCAACAUCGUUCGGUUCCUGGAGAAGUACAAGGAUUCGGCCCAGAAGGAUGAAAUGAUUUUUGAAGACUGUGGCAACGUGCCCAGCGAAAUCAAGGAACGGGGAGAAUUCAACAACGAGCGGGGCGAGCGGAAAGUCUGCAGGUUCAAGCUGGAGUGGUUGGGGAAUUGCUCCGGAAUAAACGACGAGACUUACGGCUACAAAGAGGGCAAACCGUGCAUCCUCAUAAAGCUCAACCGGGUUCUGGGCUUCAAACCUAAGCCUCCCAAGAAUGAGUCCUUGGAGGCUUACCCAGUGAUGAAGUACAGUCCCUACGUGCUGCCCGUCCAGUGCACUGGCAAGCGAGACGAAGACAAGGACAGAGUCGGCAACGUGGAGUACUUCGGCCUGGGCGGCUACGCCGGCUUCCCGCUGCAGUACUACCCCUACUACGGCAAACUCCUGCAGCCCAAGUACCUGCAGCCGCUGCUGGCCGUGCAGUUCACCAACCUCACCAUGGACACCGAGAUCCGCAUCGAGUGUAAGGCGUACGGGGAGAACAUCGGGUACAGCGAGAAGGACCGUUUCCAGGGACGCUUCGAUGUAAAAAUUGAAGUUAAGAGCUGAUCACAAGCACAGAUCUCUCCCACUAGCCGUUUCAAAAGUUAAAAAAGAUACAGAAACAAAAACCUACUAGUCUUGAAUAAACUGUCGUACGUAUGGGACCCACACUUCAUCUAUACGCUUUACACUAGCUUUCUGCAUUUAAUAGGUUAGAAUGUAAAUUUAAAGUGUAGCAAUAGCAACAAAAUAUUUAUUCUACUGUAAAUGACAAAAGAAAAAUAAAAAUUGAGCCUUGGGACGUGCCCAUUUUUACUGUAAAUUAUGAUUCCAUUACUGAGUCGUAGUAAGCAGUGUUUCUGGCCCCUAAGUAUUGCUGCCUCGUGUAUUUGAUUUCGUGUACAGCGCUGUAGGUACACACUGGUCAUUUUCCAAGCCAUGUUUUAUUGUGUCUGUUUUCUACUUCAUGUGAGCAAGGUUUGCUGUCCACGGUGUAAAUACUCAAUGGGAAUAAAACUGGCAUGGUACUUUUUUUUUUUUUUUUUUUUUUUUUUUGGUUCAGCUCUUUCAAAGAUAAUGGCCCAUCGAUGAGCAUUUUUAACACACUCCAUAGUCUCUUCCUGUGGUGUUAGGUCUUUUUCCUUUUUUCUUUUUUUCCUGGGGCUGGGGGUGGGGGGCUGUCAUGGGGGAACUGCCCUUUAAAUUUUAAGUGACACUACAGAAAACACACAAAGGUGAUGGGUUGUGUCGUGCUGUGUACUGAAUGCUGUCUUGCCGUCUCUGCCCUGGUCCUCCGGUAUGUUCUGAAGCCGCCUGUCACUUGGGCAACGUGACAGGGCGAACUCAUUUGCUUUGUACAUUUCCUUUUACUUUCUUCCUUUCUCUGGAGGCAUCACAUGCUGGUGCUGUGUCUUUAUGAAUGUUUUAACCAUUUUCAUGGUGGAAGAAUUUUAUAUUUAUGCAGUUGUACAAUUUUAUUUUUUUUCUGCAAGAAAAAGUGUAAUGUAUGAAAUAAACCAAAGUCACUUGUUUGAAAAUAAAUCUUUAUUUUGGACUUUAUAAAAAGCAAUGCAGUACCCCAUAGACUGGUGUUAAAUGUCGUCUACAGUGCAAAACCCAUGUUCUAACAUAUAUAAUAAAUGCCGGGAGUACAGUGCUCUUGUUGACCUUGUAUUCAGUCAGGUUCAAACAACGGACAAUAAAAGAAUGAACACAUC
Hyaena hyaena (striped hyena) is the source of this 2492-nucleotide messenger RNA. RefSeq names its product ATPase Na+/K+ transporting subunit beta 1 (gene ATP1B1). Gene Ontology annotation, molecular function: ATPase activator activity. Bases 430 to 1341 code for a protein of 303 amino acids. Lineage: Eukaryota; Metazoa; Chordata; Mammalia; Carnivora; Hyaenidae. The transcript has 6 exons. Gene Ontology annotation, biological process: intracellular sodium ion homeostasis; intracellular potassium ion homeostasis; sodium ion export across plasma membrane. The record is from RefSeq and is a predicted model, not a curated record. Gene Ontology annotation, cellular component: sodium:potassium-exchanging ATPase complex.